AUGGCCCAGCUCCCGGAAAACAUCAAUGGCAUCGUUGCUGCUUUCUACACGUGCGCCAGAAGCGACGGCAACUGCAGCCCCCUGAGCAGGGAGGAGCUGAGGCAGCUCAUCGAGCAGGAGUUCGCGGACGCGAUGGAGAACCCCCAGGACCCCAAAACCGUCAAGAAGGUGCUGUCCUUCCUGGAUGAUGACAGCAACUGCAGGGUUGACUUCAGCGAGUUGCUCAGCCUGGUUUUCCGCGUGGCCAAGGCUUGUUACAAGCCGCUCCAGCAGCACCAAGCACCAGAAGAUGGACAAGAGCCAACAGCACAAGAGAAGGCAGACAGGCAGCAGCCGCAGGGGCCGCGCACAGCGGGGAGGGUCUCCAGCAACCAGCAGGUUCCCGAGCAGGGUGUGAAAAAUCAGGUCCAGGACACUAAGACACAGGACCCAGACAAUGACCAAAGCCAGGAGAGUGAGACACCAGAGCAGGACCGGGACACCCGUCGAACCCAGGAGGGUGAGACAAAGGAGGAGGACCAGGACUCCCAUCAAACCCAGGAAGGUGAGACAAAGGAGGAGGACCGGGACACCCAUCAAACCCAGGAGGGUGAGACACCAGAGCAGGACCGGGACACCCAUCAAACCCAGGAGGGUGAGACACCAGAGCAGGACCGGGACACCCAUCAGGAUGAUGGGACUGAAGCACCAGAAGGGGAUCCAGAGAGCGGUGAGAUUCUGGACACUGCAACCCCAGAGCAGGACAGAAAUACUCAUAAGGCUGAAGAAGCUGAGACACCAGAACAGGACCCAAAAACCCACCAGGCCAAAGAAACUGAGACACCAGGACAAGGUUCAAACCACCAUCAGAGUCCAGAGACGGAGUCAGCAGAGCAGGACCUGAAUUGUCCUCCUGAGAUGCGAGGAAGAGACCCAAACAACAAGACCCGGGUCUGCGAGGCCCCUCAGCAGGACCCCAACCCCAGCAAGACCCAGAAGCUGCUGCCCCCACAGCGGGGUGCAAGCCCCCAUCGGGAUCCCAAGCCCUGGGGAAUACGCCACGACCUGGCUUUCCAUCAGUUCCCUGAAUCCAAGGUGCUGGAGCAGGAGCAGAGCGGGGCAGAGGCUCCGUCUUAUCCAGCACGACGGCCACAAGAUGCUCAUCACCAGAGGCAACCCACUAUAGAGCAGCAGCUCCUGCAGUCUCUCUAUCAGUGGCCCCUACAGCAGUAA
Fulmarus glacialis (Northern fulmar) is the source of this 1212-nucleotide messenger RNA. RefSeq names its product cornulin-like. The coding region runs from base 1 to 1212 and encodes 403 amino acids. The transcript has 2 exons. Gene Ontology annotation, molecular function: transition metal ion binding. Lineage: Eukaryota; Metazoa; Chordata; Aves; Procellariiformes; Procellariidae. The record is from RefSeq and is a predicted model, not a curated record.